Molecule: messenger RNA, 5503 nt
Organism: Macaca mulatta (Rhesus monkey)
Lineage: Eukaryota; Metazoa; Chordata; Mammalia; Primates; Cercopithecidae
Gene: ZIK1
Product: zinc finger protein interacting with K protein 1
Biological process (GO): regulation of transcription by RNA polymerase II
Molecular function (GO): RNA polymerase II cis-regulatory region sequence-specific DNA binding; DNA-binding transcription factor activity, RNA polymerase II-specific
Source: RefSeq, a predicted model, not a curated record
UUUGUAAGGAAAAAGAGGUUUAAUGGACUCAUGAUUCCACGUGGCUGGGAAGGCCUCGCAAUCAUGGUGGAGGGCGAAAGGCUCGUCUUGCAUGGCAGCAGACGAGAGAAUUUGUUCAGGGGAACUCCCCCCUUAUAAAACCAUCAAAUCUUGUGAGACUUAUUUACUAUCAUGAGAGCAGUAUGGGAAAGACCUGCCCCCAUGAUUUGAUUACCUCCCACCAGGUCCCUCCCAUGAUGUGGGAAUUGUGGGAGCUACAAUUCAAGAUGAGAUUUGGGUGGGGACACAGCCAAAUCAUAUCAUCUGGUAAGUGGUCAAGGCUUCCAAGGCAUUGAGGACAUAAGACAGACAUGGAGACAAAGAAAUAAUUGGUGGAAGAUGAUACUGAAGCCAGGUACAGUGGAUUGUGUCCCUGCAAAAUUCAUAUCCUUAAACGCUAAUUCCAGUGUGAUGGUAUUUGGAGGUUGGGCCUUUGGGAGAUAAUUAGGUCAUGAGGGUGAAGCCCUAAUGAAUGGGAUCAGUGAGUGCUCUUAAACAAAGAGGCCAGAGAGCUACUACCUAGUGCUCUUUCCACCAAGUGAGGAUAUACGAAAUCAGCAGUCUACAACCUGGAAAGAGCCCACACCAGAACCUGACCAUGCUGGCACUCUGAUCUCAGGCUUCCCGCCUGCAGAUCUCUGAGAAAUAAAUUUCUGUUGUUGAUAAGCCACCCAGUUUGUGGUAUUAUGCUAGCAGCCCAAACUGAUGAAAACACUAGGACUAGUGCUUAUUCACCAUGGUAAAACCUCACCAGGAAUUUGUUGUGACCCUUGAUGUGUCUGGGGAAGGUGUCAGUCAAGCAGUUGAAUAAGUUUAGUAGUACAAGUGUUCAUCUGUAUGAGUCAUUAGGUUGGAGGUAGAGAGCCACUGAGAGUCUGUGCCACCAAGGGCACUGAUUUUGAAAGAAGGUUAAGAGGUGAGAGGAAGGUUGUUGACUGAAGAGGGGACAUCAAGUGCAGCACAAGUGGAGGACGGUCAUCAGUGUCUGACAUCAGUGAUUCUUGGUGGCUGAGGUUGAAGCAAGGAACAGAGUCAGGAAGAUAGCCCUUCAGAGCAGGAUGGGGGCUGUCUAUGACAGUAGGAACCAUCAGAGGUCUGUGUAGCACUGAAUGCUGUCUCAAUUUGGUGGGCAGAAGGGUUGAGGUGGCUAUGGGAGUGAGACUGAGCGAGAAUGGUUCAAAGAAUGAUGUGCACAUGGAGAGGGAGUGUGAACUGAAGGACCCAGGCCCCUGGCAUUGAGGACUUAAGGGUGAAAGGUGAACCCACAUUUGAUUGUGUCUAGGAGGCACUAUCUGAAAGAUUCUUGGGGAACUGCCUGACAAGAAGGGAUACACCCCUACAUACUGGGCCCAAAGUUUCGAUGUGGUGCAUCCUGCCCACCUCCUGGUUGGUACUGUAGAAGGAUACAGUGAUCACUGGACCGUGAAGAGAGAGUGGACAUCUGUGUCACCAGGGGCUGUGUGACCUUUGAGGACAUCGCCAUUUACUUCUCACAGGAAGAGUGGGGACUUCUUGAUGAGGCUCAGAGACGCCUGUACCUUGAAGUGAUGCUGGAGAACUUUGCCCUUGUAGCCUCACUGGGUUGUGGCCAUGGAACAGAGGAUGAAGAGACACCUUCUGAGCAGAAUGUUUCUGUAAGAGUAUCACAGUCAAAGGCAGGUUCAUCCACACAGAAGACUCAAUCCUGUGAGAUGUGUGUCCCAGUCCUGAAAGAUAUUCUGCAUUUGGCUGAUCUCCCUGGGCAGAAACCAUACUUGGUUGGAGAAUGUACAAACCAUCACCAGCACCAGAAGCAUCACAGUGCAAAGAAAUCCUUGAAGAGGGACAUGGACAGAGCCUCAUAUGUGAAGCGCUGCCUAUUCCGUAUGUCAUUGAAGCCCUUUCGCAAAUGGGAGGUUGGAAAGGACCUCCCAGCCAUGUUGGGGCUUCUGAGGUCCCUGGUCUUUCCUGGAGGCAAGAAACCCAACACAAUUACUGAAUGUGGGGAGGACGUUUGCAGUCAAAAAAGUCAUUACAAGUCACGUGAAUGUGGGAAGGCUUCCAGGCACAAACACACUCCUGUUCAUCAUCCAAGAGUCUACACUGGAAAAAAGCUUUAUGAGUGUAGCAAAUGUGGGAAAGCCUUCCGGGGCAAGUACUCACUUGUUCAGCACCAGAGAGUCCAUACUGGAGAAAGGCCUUGGGAGUGCAGUGAAUGUGGAAAAUUCUUUAGCCAAACCUCCCACCUGAAUGACCAUCGGAGAAUCCACACCGGAGAAAGGCCUUAUGAGUGCAGCGAAUGUGGAAAAUUAUUUAGACAAAACUCCAGCCUUGUUGACCACCAGAAAAUACACACUGGAGCAAGGCCUUAUGAGUGCAGCCAGUGUGGGAAGUCCUUUAGCCAAAAAGCCACCCUUGUUAAACACCAAAGAGUUCACACUGGAGAAAGGCCUUAUAAGUGUGGUGAAUGUGGGAAUUCCUUUAGUCAAAGUGCCAUUCUUAAUCAACACCGAAGAAUUCACACUGGAGCAAAGCCUUAUGAGUGUGGCCAGUGUGGGAAAUCCUUUAGUCAAAAAGCUACCCUCAUUAAACACCAGAGAGUUCACACUGGAGAAAGGCCUUAUAAGUGUAGUGAAUGUGGGAAAUCCUUUAGUCAAAGCUCCAUCCUUAUUCAACACCGGAGAAUUCAUACUGGAGCAAGGCCUUAUGAGUGUGGCCAGUGUGGAAAGUCCUUUAGCCAAAAGUCAGGCCUCAUUCAACACCAAGUGGUUCACACUGGAGAAAGGCCUUAUGAGUGUGACAAAUGUGGGAAUUCCUUUAGCCAGUGCUCCAGCCUCAUACAUCACCAAAAAUGCCAUAACACAUAGAGGCCUCAUGAAUGCAGCAAAUGUGGAAGCGCCUUCAACUCAAGAUCUAUCAUCAUUUAGCUCCUGAAAGUCCACACUUAAGUAGAGCCUUAGACCUACAGGGAAUGUGCUGUCUCUGUAGUACUGUAGCAGUAGAGGGCCUUUGUGAGGGAGCCAUCUGCCUAAAGUUGAAACUCAUUCUUCCUUGUUUGUCUGGUAGAAACCAUCUACCCUCUGCCACCUUGCACAGUAGGCAUUGGUCACACUGAUGUGCUAAGGCAAGGCAGACAUUUGUGUGUUCUCUUAGUCUUUGGAGGAAAUCUUGAGCAAUCUAAGCCUUUAGAGAAAAUUCAUUCUUUUUUCUGACAGAUCACAGCAUACAUGUGACCCAGUUUUGGUCAGGAGGGCCCAGCCUUGGUUCUGCUGGACGCUUAUGUGCAAGGAUUCCCUUUAUGUAAAUUCUUGGUCUCACAUGACACCUGGUCAUUCUUCUAGCCUCCAAGUCACCACCUGGUGAAUGGCUGCCUCACAUUGCUCCAGUUUGUGCACUAAUAAAAGCCUUAUAUUUGAAUCUACUUGUAGUCUUGGGGUUUUGUUUACUGUGUGGGGUGGCUGGGAAACAGACUUCAACUCUAUAUGAAGGAAUGGACAGCUUUUGUGGGCCUCUGCAGGAGAAGUAAGAUGACGGAGUAAUUCUCAUUCUGGUUUUGGUCCUACUUGCUUUGCUACCUAAAAUCUAGGAAACAGUGCAAGGUUUUGGCUAUUCUUUGUGGCCUGGAUCCCUAUUCUUUCUGUGAGACUAGAGGUCAUCCUGAGGAGAGGCCAGCUGUUAUGACAAGCACCUGUGCUUCAGGGAAUAGGACAAUUUUAUUCCAUUGUUUCCAGAGGAUGUCAUAUGAUGCCCAGCGCUGUUGAGAUUUUCAUGGGGUUCUAUAAGGAGACAUGCCCUGAUAUCAAACAUUCCAUAGGCUGAUGUCGCUCAGAAGACAACGGGAGUCACGUAUGAACUGUAAUUGGUACAGAAAUACUGUACUCUGUGUACUGUAGCAAACUAGUUGGAAUGUGCCUCUUGUAAAAGUACAUUUACAAAUCUUUCCGUGACUGUGGCUUCGAGCAGUCAUAGGACCUAGAAAUCUCUGUAUGUCCAAUAACUUAGGUUAUUGUCAGCAAAAAUAAAGGUUUUUUUGUUUGUUUGUUUGUUUUGUUUUUAAUUGUUGACUUUCUAGGUUGUUCACCUCAAGUUCAUUGCUGUAGAGGUAGAAAAAGGAGGAUAAAGAUAAUAGAAGUCCUAUAGGCCAGGGAUAUAUUGAUAGGUCUUGUGAUUUCCACCAGUGUUGCUGUUGUCUCAAAUUGCCACAGCCUUCAUUGCUUGCCAACAUUUCCUGCACGGAGGGACGCAUGGUUGCCCUUCCCCAGGCCUGAAGAGAGAGUGCGGUCAACAUGAGAUUGCAAGGCAUUCUGGUUUUUGAAAGGUGGAAGAUCAGAUACUUUACUUUGAAACAUGUUUUACAAACUUUCUUGAUGUAUAAGUGAUGUGCCAUAGUUUACAUCCAUUUAUGGUGUAUAAUUUGAAGAGUUUGUCAUAUAAGCCUGUGAAACCAUCAUAAUCAUGAUCAUGAACAUAUUCCUGAUUCACCUUUUGUUGUUUUACAAUCUCUGCGUGCACUUUCCAGGCCUUCAGGAGUCCCGUCAUUUACUUUCCCUACAGGAGAAUAGUUUGUGUUUUCUAGGAUUUUAUGUGAAUUGAAUCAUAAAAUACUACAUUUUUCCUGAUGAUGCACAAUUUUUUUUUUUUUUUUUUUUUUUUGAGAUGGAGUCUCACUCCGUCACUAGGCUGGAAUGCAGUGGCGCGAUCUUGGCUGUCUCCAACCUCUGCCUCCUGGGUUCCAGCGAUUCUCCUGCCUCAGCCCCCUGAGAAGCUGGGACUACAGGCAUGCGCCACCAUGCCCAACUAAUUUUUGUAUUUUUAGUAGAAAUGUGGUUUCACCAUGUUGGCCAGGAUGGUCUCGAUCUUUUGACCUUGUGAUCCGCCAACCUUGGCCUCCCAAAGUGCUGGGAUUACAGGCAUGAGCCACUGUGCCAGCCGAUGCACAAUUAUUUUUAAGACUUACCAGUAUUGCUUAUGUGAAUAGUUCAUUUGUAUUGCUGAGAAAUAUUCUGUGGCUAUGUCAAAAUUUGGAUAAACAGCUGGAUGCUUUCCAGUUUUGGGCUGUUGCAAAUAAUGCUACUAUGAACAUAGGCAUAUAAUUCUUAAUAUGCAGAAGUGCUUUAUUUCUCCUGUGUUAGCAGUACAGUGUAUGUGAAUGCUUCACUUUUAAAGACACGACCAGACUAUAACCUGACUCUACCAUCUGCAUUCCCAUCAAUAGUAUGUGAAGCUUCCCAUUUCUCUACAUUCUUGCCAUGCUUGGUAUGGUUAGUCUUUUUAAUUUUAGUUGUUUUAAGCUGUAUAAUAGCAUCUCUCUGUGAUUUUAUUGCAUUUUUCUGGUAUUUUAUGGUAUUGAACACUUGAACAUCUUGUGUCAAGUUGCCACCUGUAUAUCCUCUUUGGAAGAAUGUUUAUUAAUGUCUUUUGCUUAUUUUUAAAUGGAUGUUGGUGAUAUUUUCUUUUUCAUUAAUAAAUAGACAUGUAUAACAAA